AUCAAUGUGAAACACACAUUUCCUUGUAAAUAAUUUUCCUUCCUAUUGGCCUACAGUUGUACAAAAAUAGUAAAUGGCAUACUAUCCUGUCAUGGGGCAACAUUAGACUAGUCUCCAAGACCCUCCUAGAACUGAGAUGAAAAGAAAGUUUGGCAAGGGUGAAAUUGUUUACAGAACCUUGUGACUUAGGUUUUAUCAUGGUGGAUCCCAUUCCAGUGCAGUGUGGACUCUAAUUGUGGAGUAGUAGACUGUGAAUUAUAUGUAGUUUUGCUAGUGAGCAUCUUAGCUUAACUUUUUUAAUUUCUACCACAAUUAUGACUGGUGAACGACGGAAACGGCAGCAAAGAGUUCGGCAUGAAGAAGGAGGUGCUGCUCUUGCAGCAACACCAACUCCAUCUGAAAGUAAGGAAGCUGUUGAACAGAAUGUCAUUGAUACGACUCAACCAACAACUGCUAAAGGCACUGCUCAUGCUUCCAAGAAUAAUGUGGCAACAGACAAGGCCUCUGUUGGAGAUAGUUAUAGAGGUUCUGGUCGGGGCACCAGUAGAGGUGGUCGGGGAAAGUCCGCUCGCAGAGGUGUGGCCACUGUUGAUGAAGCUCAGUACUAUGAACCAGUAACAAUCAUGGAGAGUAAAUCACACAAGGAUGAUGACUCAGUGGAAACUUCCCUUGCUGAUGAGCUGGACGAGGCGCCGCGCAAGUACAAAAGACGAGGCAUUGUCAGCAACUGGAGUCGUUAUGAUCAACCGCCAUCCUGGGACCAGGAUCUGGAUGAUGGCACUGACUACCUCAUUGGGGAAGACUUUAGUGAUGUGCUUGCUAAUCAGAGCCUGGGUAGCGGUGGAGGAGGCCACCUGCGGCUGCGAGGAGAGGAGGGCUGGGAUGUGGCAGCAGGGGAGCUGGACCGCAGUCUACCAGGCCUUGGUGCCCUCAGAGUGACGGACCUCGCGAAUUCAUUAAGCACCAUACCGCUUACUCUCCAGCUCGGUCUGGACCUUAACACUGUCCCGGAGCAACUUACUGACUUCUAUACGAAGAUAGCUGAUGAUAAUCGACGAGUAUUCAACCCACAUUCUCCUAGCAACUAUGUUGAAGAUGCUGAUUUUGUUGAGGAACAAAUCCAGAAGCUGCGCCUCACCUUUUUUGAUGAAAAUCAUGACAAAAAAUAUGUAGCGGUAAACAAAAACGCGAGAGAUAAUCAGCUAAGUGUAGAGAUAGAGAAAUUAGCAGAGCAUCAAGCAAGGCCAUCAGAAAAAUUCAUGGAUGGAGCAGCAAUAGAUUCUGAGUUAUCUACUAAUUUUGAUUUCUCCAAGGACUUCAAUGAAGAUGUCAGAGAAAGAAGCGCAAGUGAUUCUAAAGUUGAUCUCACUGCACAAAUGUGCCAAGCUUUUGGAUUCGACAUCAAAGACGUUCCAGAUGAUGACGAUUUCCAUGAAUUUGUUGCUCAAAGUGAAGACUCUGUGACUGAGAUCAAUCGGACGUCGUUUGAGGAACUUAACGAAUUUAAGGAUGCUAACAAAAUUAUCGCGCAGAAUUCUGUGACAGCUGCUUCAAGCAAAGUGCAUAAAUCUAUCAAAAAUCCCCGAAUUCAGAGUUUAGUGGAUGAAAAUUCAACGAGUAAAUCAAAUGAUAGUGAGGCUUCUUCCUCAACUAUUAAAUUGGACUUCUCAGCUGGCCUACAGGCUUUCAACUUUGGUGUACCUAAAACGACAAGAUCGCACUCUCCUAAUUCGAUAGCUGACAAGAAGUUAGAAGACGAGAACGGUUUUUGUGCUAAAGAUGUGAUCGUUGUGGAUUCCUGCGCUGAGCCUGUACUCGACCUGGACGCUCCAAUCGUCCCAACAUCGACGGCGCUUGUGACAACAAAAGAAGACACUAAAGAACUUGAAGAUUGGUUAGACUCUGUGCUCGAUGAUUAGCUGCGUCUUUAGCAAGUUUUGUAUGCGAUUUAUGAUAGGUUAUUAGGUUCUUAUUAUUUUAGCUUGUUCUUGUUGACCGUGCCAUGACCAGAUCAUUUAAAGAUAAGGAGUUCAAUUUUCUGGAUUUCCAUUGGCUUAACUUAGUGUCCGACUACCGACAUUACUUGAUGCAGCAUAAAAAAUUGCUAAAUAAGCAGAAAUAGAAAAUAUUUAAUAGAUUUAAAAUUAACUUUCGGUGUUCAAUUCAGAUUCUCCCGCCUCCCAAAAUAAUAUAAUGAAAAAUUCUUUACUUAUGUGCGAUCUUCAAUUAGUUAAGGAGUUUAAUCUCUUGUAUGAACGGUUAAUAUAUCUAUUGGUACGCAAUCAGCCUGUGGAGACGUAUUGUGAUAUCCAUUCUCAACAACUUCUAAAUUAUUUGUCGCUCAAUAAAUGAAUUCAGUGCACUUAUUGACGUGUUCAAUGUAUCGGGUCGCAUGCGCAUUGCAAACUAGUAUCGUUGGGUUCGUAACAUAUCUUUAUUCAUACUUUAAUCCAGAUCAUUUUGAAUGGUAGCAGCUCGCUACAACUUUGGAUGAGGGGUAAUUUGUUCCAAACAUUAGAAUACCAUUAUGCUCUUCCGUAUUUUUAUUCAGUUCCCAUUUUCCCAUUGUGCCACUGAGAUUGUUCCUAGUAUAUCAUGGUCUUUGAUAACGCAAUCGUUGUCUACGGAUAUACCUACUAUACAUGAACUAUUGUUAAUCUCGUCUAACGACCGGUAACUAAAAUUAUAUUCAGGUGAAGUUGAAGAUCUGAAGUAUCUAAUUAUUUUACAGUCUGCAAUGAUCUGAAAUGAGGCCUGAACAAACGAACCCAUGAUUAGUUCGUUUUAUCAUUGCCUUGGUCGUUUAGUAAUUUAUUCUUGCCUGCGCCAUAAUGCUGGAGUGAAAUUUGAUACCUAUUCUAGUCUAAUACUUACGUUGCGAUAACAUUUUUAUUUUGGUUGACUUGUUCCUAGUGACCUUGUGUUCUCAUGCUUGCCAGAUCUACAGCUCGUCUAAUGCCGUGUGCCUUAUUAGGUUGGAAUUAUUCAUUCUUAUGUGGUUGCAUCCUAUUAUCUUUCAUUUAGGAAUAAUCCUUUGUAAGCGUGUCAGCGGCUAUCUUUAAUGAUUCGCAGGAAUUUUAAUGAUUAAUUUUAAUUAAUUAAUUAUUUAAUACUCAAGCUAGUAAAUUUGUAUUAUAGUUAGAUAAUUAUAUCUUCUUAUAUUUUCUUAAUAAUGAUGAUCAGAUAAUGUUUUCACUUGAAAUACUGUCCACAAUGUACUCGUCUCAGUCGCUUAGCUGGUCAUUCAAAUAUGCCAACAGUUGUCUUGUUGCUUAGCGAAGUUAAUUUCAAACAACUUAUUUCAAUAAUUUAGGCCUAAAAAUUUUAAACAGAAUUUUGUAGACCACACGUAUCGGUCAAUGUGCUCAAAACAUCACGUCAGCCUCAUGGCUUUUACAGAAACAAGUUUAAUUAUGUUUUGUCGAGCAUUCAAUGUGGCUGUGGCUAUCUCUUAUCCUUUUUAAGAUGUCGUGUAUGCUCUGGCUGUCGUACUUAGAAGUAUUGUUUGUUCGUUCGGACUAUUAUAUUCUUGCCAUGCGGUUAGCGAUGUAAGUUGUUUGAAAUGCUGCGUGCCAUGCAUCUGACUCAAGUGAGCCUAUGGUUGGCAACUACUUAACAAAGACAAUUAAAGCCUGUAUCUGACAAUGUUGUUAAGUAUUUAAAUUAUUGGCUCUGUUUCACUGCCUAAUAUGAAUGAAUUUUUCAGCCAAGCUUCCAGACCCAUAACGUUGUUUCUAAUGGUUAAGCUAAUGUAAUGAUGUUGAACGACCGUGAAUCUCAUGACUAGGAUUCAACGCCGAGGUGUAAAAAGUGUAUCUUGGUUGAUGCAGAAUAGUUCUGAAUUAUUAAUUUGCGUAUUUUGAGCUUGUGCUAGCCACGUGCUGAUACUCGCACAUUUUUUACCCGACUCGUGUGGCUUUUUACCGCUUCAGCCAAGGUAUGACUUUAGUCACUUUUCUUAGUUUCAUUAUCGAUUCACAGCACAAAAUCUUCUGACCUUAUAGUAAUGCCAAAACAGUUUAGAUAAUUCAGCACCUGAUUGAAAUACAUUCAUCCUCAGUCUGAUUACAACUUUAUAAAUUUUA
Hyalella azteca is the source of this 4085-nucleotide messenger RNA. RefSeq lists its product as uncharacterized. Bases 315 to 1919 code for a protein of 534 amino acids. NCBI's taxonomy places the organism in Eukaryota, Metazoa, Arthropoda, Malacostraca, Amphipoda, Hyalellidae. Gene Ontology annotation, biological process: negative regulation of G2/M transition of mitotic cell cycle. The record is from RefSeq and is a predicted model, not a curated record. The transcript has 5 exons.